This is a messenger RNA of Fibroporia radiculosa, 1086 nucleotides long. RefSeq lists its product as uncharacterized. Gene Ontology annotation, cellular component: nucleus. The transcript is spliced from 4 exons. The record is from RefSeq and is a predicted model, not a curated record. Gene Ontology annotation, biological process: regulation of DNA-templated transcription; cellular response to starvation. The coding region runs from base 1 to 1086 and encodes 361 amino acids. Gene Ontology annotation, molecular function: zinc ion binding; RNA polymerase II transcription regulatory region sequence-specific DNA binding; DNA-binding transcription factor activity, RNA polymerase II-specific. NCBI's taxonomy places the organism in Eukaryota, Fungi, Basidiomycota, Agaricomycetes, Polyporales, Fibroporiaceae.
AUGGCCACCGAGCAGGGCAAGGCUCCCAACGGUGCCUCCCAGGACCACACUCCGCCACAUCCUGUAGUUUCUUACCCUCCUCAGCAGUUUGGGGCUCAUUAUCCGCCUCCCGGCCCUUAUCCACCCUUUUAUUAUGCCCCUGCCAUCCAAGACGGCGCUCAUGAUCCUAAUGCCCCGAGUGGGCCCCCGCCGCCCGCCCCAUACAUCAUGGCCUACCCGCCUCCUCCCCCCGGCAUGAUAUAUGCUUAUCCUGCCCCUCCGCCCAGCCAAGGAUAUCCUCCUUACGCACCUGGACUUCAGACUUCUCCCGUGCCUCGUCCCAAGCGUAAGCAGGUUAAGAUGGCGUGCACGAACUGUGCCCACGCGUGCAAGAGAUGCGACGAGGCACGCCCUUGCGAGCGUUGCGUGAAAUAUGGCGUCGCAGAUUCGUGCGUCGACGGUGUUCGUAAGGAAAGGAAGAAAGGGAUCAAACGUGGUCCUUACAAACGCAAGAACCGGUCGCAGAAUGGCGAGCAAGCAACAGAAGGUUUCACUGCGCCUGCCAACGGCGGGGGGGAGUCUGUGACCCCUCCUGCUCCCUACUCCGCCGCCCCCGAAGGAUACUACUCUUAUUACUACCCCCCUGGCUAUGUGCAGCCACCUCACAACGGCGAGGCCCACCCCGAGGGUAUACCGAAUGGCAAUGGACCGCACGUACCCCAUCCCGCUUACUACCCCAUGCCACCUCUCUAUGCACCCUUCCCCCCUUAUCCUGGCGCCCCUGUGCCCUACUCGCUUCCACCGACCAUCUCCGCACCAGCUUCAGCCGCUGUGCCUGCCACUAACGACAAACCCGAGCAGGCCGUCGCGCCCAGUGAGAUCCAUGGUGAAAGUUCCGGCACUACGAAUGGGAAGGGCAAGAAACGGCCGCGUGCCAAGGCCGGGGGCGAUGGUGGGACGAAGACGAGAAAGGCGAAGCAACCGUCCGCUGAUUCCCCAGCUGAUAGCGACCCCGCGCGUGGGAAGGACCUCCACCUCGGGGGACAGCCUGAACCCGGCGCCACGGUCUACAGUGGGAUGGAAGCCAGGACGAUGGUGGCCGUCUAA